CUUCACGAAUUAAGAAUCAAAACAAGCAUCUUCUUCUUCGUUUUGGAUGGCAACCCCUGGUUCGAUUUAAGGAGCUACUGUCUCUUCCUUGUACACCAAAACAGCUUCAACUUCAAACCCAUCUCCCAAACUCCAUUCCUCGUCUUCUUCCUUUCCCCUGGUCUCUCUCUCUUCUUUUCAUUUCUUUUUGGGUUUAGAAAACUGGAUUUCAGGGAGUUGGAAGAUUCGAAGAAGAGUGUAUCAGAGAUCUUUGCUGUGUCCGAUAGAAAGAUCGGAGUUUUAAAUGGGGCGAGAAGAUUCGAAGUCAAAGCGAGGACAGCGGCUUCGAAAACCAUAGAGGUCGAAGUAGACAAGCCUUUGGGUCUGACUCUUGGACAGAAGCAAGGCGGUGGAGUUGUCAUCACUGGUGUGGAAGGAGGUGGGAACGCAGCAAAAGCGGGGCUUAAAUCUGGAGAUCAAGUUCUGUACACAAGCAGCUUCUUUGGAGAUGAGCUUUGGCCUGCUGAUAAGUUGGGCUUUACUAAAACCGCUAUUCGGGCCAAACCUGAUUCUGUCUACUUUGUUGUCAGCAGAGGCGCAGAAGUUGAUGUCAAGAAACUAAACAAGCGUCCGGCUCCUCCUCGGUUUGGAAGAAAGUUAACCGAGACUCAAAAGGCAAGAGCUACUCACAUUUGUCUUGAUUGUGGAUUCAUAUACACUUUACCCAAACCUUUUGAUGAACAGCCGGAAACAUAUGUAUGUCCUCAAUGUAUUGCACCGAAGAAAAGGUUUGCGAGGUAUGACGUGAACACAGGGAAGGCCAUUGGAGGAGGACUGCCUCCCAUCGGUGUUAUUGUUGGCUUAUUAGCCGGUCUUGGUGCUGUUGGAGCUUUGCUUGUGUACGGUCUCCAAUGACGUGUCUAUAAUCGUCUCUCAAAGUGAAUUGUAAACCGAGAAUGAAUGUUAUGACGUCAAUUUGAGAAUUUAAUUUCAGAUAAUGACAUAUUAAAAAGGAUAUUUAUCAAUUUUAUAUUAGAAAAAGGUAAUUUACAUUU
Messenger RNA from Brassica napus (rape), 1034 nucleotides. RefSeq lists its product as uncharacterized. The record is from RefSeq and is a predicted model, not a curated record. Gene Ontology annotation, molecular function: iron ion binding; protein binding. Lineage: Eukaryota; Viridiplantae; Streptophyta; Magnoliopsida; Brassicales; Brassicaceae.